AUGUCUUCCAGAUACCUGCUUCGAGAACCUCCCAGUGGUAGUCCCAGAUAUGAGCUUCGCGAACGCGCCUCUAGUUCUGCCGAACCGACACACCAGCCUCCCGAAGUGAUUUCAGACACUGCCGUCAUGACCACAGAGAAUAUUGCAGGCGAAUUUCGAGUUGGCAAACCAUGGAAACCUGAGGUCAAUGGAAUUAGAGAGCCGUAUUUCGCCCCUACCGCUGAAGCUGUAGACAUUAUUUUCCAGCAUCACGCUAUUGACUCAAGCAUUGAGCACAUUCCCCAUGAUAUCAAUUUCACUACCGACCAUGAACCUCUUUUCCAUAUUGGCGACAAAGUCUAUACCAGGGCUGUUUCUGAUUCAUCCGAUGAUGAAACUGACCAAGAUGACACUUCCGAUGACGAUGAGGACGAGUUUGAGGAUGACGAAGCAUCAGUUGAAAAUGACGAGGCUGUUGAUACCGGUGAUGACGCCGAUCUUGCCGAUGAUGACAACGACAAAGAAUCGGAGGUUGACGAUGAGUCGACUGAACCUGAGCAAGCAUUUGAAAUUCUCGAGAUUCGCAAGGGCUAUGAGAUCUUCCAUCUACUAAAAUUCAGGUCCCAAGAAUUCGAGAAGCAAAGUGAUGAUAGAGAUCUCGACGCAGGAAGUGUUGAUUCCUCUGAAAGACAAUCCGAAAUUGAUUCAGAGGACGAAGACGAUUUCAUUUCUAAUCCUGAUUGGACAAGCAGAGGAAACGAGUGGUUUUAUCGUCUCGACAUGAGUGACAGUACCAAUGGACCAGUUCCUCUUGUGGCCUUCUGGCACGAAUCUCAACUCGAGUUUGCACCUCUGGCCACGGACGAUCUUUCUGAAUGUGAGAGCGACGGCGAGAUCUUGACAGACAUUCCCAUCAAUGAUGACAGCGACUCAGAGGACGGUGAUACUGCAAUGGACGAUGCUGUCGCUGAAUCUGACUCUCCCACUGGCCUUGCCGAUAUCCCUUCCGCUCAGGGCUCAGAUGUUGUUGUGAUUGACGAUGAUGAAGAGGUUGACAAGGCCAUCACUGACGAGACUUUGGAAGAAGUGAAGAAGGAGGCAGUGGCUGAUACAGGCAUUGCCGGUGCUGUACGACCAACCUAUCCUUCACUCCCAAACUUGAACUUGGACACCGAUGAGACCGAUACCCAAGGCAACAAUUCAGCCCACCCUGAAAUUGGAGAGAAGCGUCGCGCUGAGAACAAUAACUUUGAGGAGGAUGCCAAUCCACACAAUGCGAAACGCCGCCGCUUCUGGAAUUGGUGA
Exophiala bonariae is the source of this 1284-nucleotide messenger RNA. RefSeq lists its product as uncharacterized. The coding region runs from base 1 to 1284 and encodes 427 amino acids. The transcript has a single exon. The record is from RefSeq and is a predicted model, not a curated record. Lineage: Eukaryota; Fungi; Ascomycota; Eurotiomycetes; Chaetothyriales; Herpotrichiellaceae.